UUCCUGCUUCCUCCCUCCCAUCCUCCUCCCUCACUAUAAAAACCCCACCUCUCUCUCUCUCCCCCACAACUGCCUUCUCUUUCCGAAUCCUCAAGUCGGCCUGAAGGAAAAUCUGUCAAGAUGCGUGAGUGUAUUUCUAUGCAUGUUGGCCAAGCUGGGGCCCAGAUGGGAAAUGCAUGCUGGGAGCUUUACUGUCUGGAACAUGGGAUCCAGCCGGACGGGCAAAUGCCCAGUGACAAGACUAUUGGAGGAGGAGAUGAUUCCUUUAACACCUUCUUCAGUGAAACAGGGGCAGGGAAACAUGUCCCACGUGCCAUCUUUGUAGAUCUGGAGCCCACAGUAAUUGAUGAGAUCCGUACUGGCACAUAUCGCCAGCUCUUCCAUCCUGAACAACUCAUCACUGGCAAAGAGGAUGCUGCCAAUAACUAUGCACGUGGACACUACACCAUUGGAAAGGAGAUCAUUGACUUGGUGCUGGACAGGACCCGUAAACUGGCUGAUCAAUGCACUGGCCUUCAGGGAUUUCUCAUUUUCCACAGUUUUGGUGGAGGUACUGGUUCUGGCUUCACCUCCCUGUUAAUGGAACGCCUCUCUGUUGACUAUGGCAAGAAGUCCAAGCUUGAGUUUGCUAUCUAUCCAGCUCCUCAGGUAUCCACAGCAGUGGUUGAACCCUACAACUCCAUCCUGACCACCCACACCACUCUGGAGCACUCAGACUGUGCUUUCAUGGUGGACAACGAAGCCAUCUAUGAUAUCUGUCGCAAGAAUCUGGACAUUGAGCGCCCCACCUACACCAAUCUCAACAGGCUCAUUGGCCAAAUAGUGUCCUCCAUCACUGCCUCUCUCAGAUUUGAUGGAGCUCUGAAUGUAGAUCUAACAGAGUUUCAGACCAACUUGGUGCCCUACCCACGCAUUCACUUCCCUCUGGCCACCUAUGCUCCUGUGAUCUCUGCUGAAAAAGCUUACCAUGAACAGCUAUCAGUUGCUGAUAUUACUAAUGCCUGUUUUGAGCCCUCCAAUCAGAUGGUGAAGUGUGACCCUCGUCAUGGUAAAUACAUGGCCUGCUGUCUUCUGUACCGUGGAGACGUGGUGCCCAAAGAUGUCAACUCUGCCAUUGCUUCAAUCAAGACCAAACGGACCAUCCAGUUUGUGGACUGGUGUCCCACUGGUUUCAAGGUGGGCAUCAACUACCAGCCCCCUACUGUGGUUCCUGGAGGAGAUCUGGCCAAGGUUCAGAGAGCUGUGUGCAUGCUGAGCAACACCACAGCCAUUGCUGAGGCCUGGGCCCGUCUGGAUCACAAGUUUGACCUGAUGUAUGCCAAAAGAGCCUUUGUGCACUGGUAUGUAGGAGAAGGAAUGGAGGAGGGAGAGUUCUCAGAGGCCAGAGAAGACAUGGCAGCUCUUGAGAAGGAUUACGAAGAGGUGGGCACUGAUAGCAUGGAGAAGAAGAUGAAGAAGGAGAAGAAUAUUGAAGAGGAAAAAACGACAAUGACCAAUAAAAAAUAUGCAGUCAUCUGAGUGGCCAAAAUGAACAGAUUCAGAAACAACAUUCCAGAUCACUGUUAUGGUAAAUACAAGGUCUGCUAUGUUUUUGUAACUGAAACAAUUAAAAAGAAAUGGGAAAGUGAA
Messenger RNA from Pygocentrus nattereri (red-bellied piranha), 1629 nucleotides. Its product is annotated as tubulin alpha-1A chain. Gene Ontology annotation, molecular function: GTP binding; structural constituent of cytoskeleton. Gene Ontology annotation, biological process: microtubule cytoskeleton organization; mitotic cell cycle. Gene Ontology annotation, cellular component: cytoplasm; microtubule. The record is from RefSeq and is a predicted model, not a curated record. Lineage: Eukaryota; Metazoa; Chordata; Actinopteri; Characiformes; Serrasalmidae.